AUGUUCAAAAGAAUUGGUUGCGUUCUUUUGUUUCUCACAUCAACACUGAUUUUUUCAUCGACUGGCUUAGGGCCCGAAGAAGAUUACUUACAUCUUUGCCAAGAAGCAAACGAAACAUUUUUCUACCCUUAUGAUUGUCACAAAUAUGUUAAAUGCACGAAUUUUCAACCAGAAAUAUUACAAUGUCCCGAUGGCGAUUAUUUUGAUCCUCAAACAUUUGCAUGUGCACCAGAAACAGUUUCAUCUGUUGUCGCAUGUAACGAACUCCAGGAAACCAUAUAUUCAUAUCGAUCACAAAAACCUAAAUCAGCUUAA
Dracunculus medinensis (Guinea worm) is the source of this 315-nucleotide messenger RNA. NCBI's taxonomy places the organism in Eukaryota, Metazoa, Nematoda, Chromadorea, Rhabditida, Dracunculidae. The record is from the annotation of a GenBank genome assembly.